AUGAAGUGCAAUAAAAAUCUGAAGAUUGCUAUUUCUCCAUAUAGCAAUGUAAUCGAAAUUAACGAAAGAAAUUCGGAAGUUGAAGUGGUAGGAGGUUACGAAAGCACUCUGCUCCGUCUUUUACUCCAGUAUUUUGCACCGAUGCAUGUUUUUGUUUACCCUCUGGAUGGCGAAUGGGGAAGAAGACAUGAGAACGGAAGUUGGACAGGACUCAUCGGGCUUCUGCAAAGAAAAGAAGCAGACAUUGCUGUUUCUUAUGUUGGAAUAACAGAAAUGAGAGCAACUGUUGUGGAUUUCAGUGCUCCGUAUACAGUGACGGGGCAAUUCUUUGCCACCAGGGCACCGAGAGUACUUCCGAGAACUAUUUCUGUUCUACAACCAUUUCCAACAGAGGCAUGGCUAUGCAACAUUGCAGCUGUUGUGUUCGUCAGUAUAAUGCUGCUAACAUUUUUCGGUGUCAAGUCUUCCUUCAUAGGAAUUUUGUUGAAUGUUUGCCGAAGGAAGCCAUUUGGUUGUUCUCCCACCGAAAUUCGGCACACAAGUGGCAAGAUUUUAUAUGCGUCUUCAGUGUUCAGUCUGAUGAUCCUUGCUUUCAGCUACACAGCGGUUUUGCUGACAAAUCUUACUAUUCUUUUUCGUGAAAGUGGACUUCAUAGCAUUUCGGAACUGAGAGUAGCUGUUCAGAAAGGGUCUUAUAAGUGUUUUAUUGAACCAGGAAUCCUUUUGGAAUCUUUAGAGAAAAGCAGCGAUGUUUCAGUGAAAACCAUUGGUCAAGCAAUUCGAAGAAAUGAUUGGUUUAUCAGACCACCAACUAUAAAUAAUUUCCAGAGCAAGAUUUUUAGUGAAAAGACUGCCAUCAUAGCGUCAUUAUCAACAUUUAGGACUUUCCAUCCCGAUAGCAUAUUGAUAUCUGACGAUAUGUUCCUUCUAACCCCUGUUAGUGUUGCGGUAGUAAAAGAGUUUCCAUGCAAAAAAGAACUAAAUGAAAUAAUUUCAAAGAUCACAGCCAGUGGCAUUUACGGAAAAUCUAUAGAAGAUUAUUAUUUUCGAAAAACGAUUUCUUAUAUCAAUUCUACAGACGAAGCGAAUCUAUCUUUAUCUGUUACUGACGUUAAAGAACUUUUUUUAAUUUUAGGUAUUGGUUAUAUCUUAUCGUCCAUUGUUCUUCUGGGUGAAAUAAUUUUGGACCAAGUGAAACAUUGUAUCACAAAAUAUAACUAUUUUCAAAAAAACGGCAAAACAAUUUAA
Molecule: messenger RNA, 1248 nt
Organism: Uloborus diversus
Lineage: Eukaryota; Metazoa; Arthropoda; Arachnida; Araneae; Uloboridae
Product: glutamate receptor-like
Exons: 1
Coding region: 1-1248 (415 amino acids)
Cellular component (GO): membrane
Molecular function (GO): glutamate-gated receptor activity
Source: RefSeq, a predicted model, not a curated record